Molecule: messenger RNA, 1816 nt
Organism: Vigna umbellata (rice bean)
Lineage: Eukaryota; Viridiplantae; Streptophyta; Magnoliopsida; Fabales; Fabaceae
Source: RefSeq, a predicted model, not a curated record
UAGCCACUUGUCAUUGUUCGCCUCAUCCAUAAUGUACCUUUCUUUCCCUCUUUUUCUCUCUCUUUCACUCACUCACUCACUCGCUCCUGUCUUCUCUUAUGGUGAAAUUCUCGUUGCUCUUCUCUUCAUUUUCUCGAUUCUCGUAAUUCGCAAGCCCAAUGUCUUCCGCCACCGAUAACCAUAUCCACGAAAACAACCACCACAAUGGUUCUCGCAUAGCCAAAAAACCCAAACUCUCCUCAUCCUUUAUAACGGCCUCGGAAAUCGAAACCGAAUUUGGCCACCACGAUACCUCCGUCGCGCGCAUCAAUAACGGCAGCUUCGGUUGCUGCCCCGCCUCCAUCAUCGCCGCGCAGCACCGCUGGCAGCUCCGGUACCUCCGCCAGCCCGACCACUUCUACUUCAAUGACCUCAAUACCGGCAUCCUCCAAUCGCGAACCCUAAUCAAGGACCUCGUCAACGCCGACCACGUCGAUGAGAUCUCCAUUGUCGACAACGCCACCACCGCUGCCGCCAUCGUCCUCCAGCACACCGCAUGGAACUUCCGCGAAGGAAGAUUCCAGAAAGGUGAUGUCGUCCUCAUGCUUCACUACGCUUACGGUGCCGUCAAGAAAUCCAUGGAAGCGUACGUCACUCGCGCCGGCGGCAAUGUUGUCGAGGUUCCCCUCCCUUUCCCUGUUAACUCCAACGAUGAGAUCGUUUCCGAGUUUAGGAAGGCCUUGGAGAGAGGAAAAAGUAACGGAAAUAGGGUUAGAUUAGCGGUGAUUGAUCAUGUGACUUCCAUGCCGUGUGUGGUUAUUCCUGUCAAGGAGUUGAUUCAAAUUUGCAGGGAGGAAGGGGUGGACCAGGUUUUUGUUGACGCUGCUCAUUCCAUUGGAUGCACUGAUGUUGACAUGAAGGAAAUUGGUGCUGAUUUUUACACUAGCAAUUUGCAUAAGUGGUUCUUUUGUCCACCUUCAAUUGCGUUUUUGUAUACUCGUAGGAACCCUAAGGGUUCUGGUUCUGAUUUACAUCACCCUGUGGUGUCUCAUGAGUAUGGCAAUGGCUUGGCUGUGGAGAGUGCUUGGAUUGGGACCAGGGAUUAUAGUGCACAGUUGGUUGUUCCUGCUGCGAUGGAGUUUGUUAACCGGUUUGAAGGGGGUAUUGAGGGGAUCAAGAAGAGGAAUCACGACGCUGUUGUGGAGAUGGGGGAGAUGUUGGCAAAGGCAUGGGGUACUCGGCUCGGGAGUCCGGCGCAUAUGUGUGCUAGCAUGGUUAUGGUUGGUUUGCCUGUUUGUUUGGGGAUUGGAAGUGAUUCUGAUGCUCUCGAGUUGAGAACACAUUUGAGGGAUGCUUUUGGAGUUGAGGUUCCGCUAUAUUAUCGGCCCCCAAGAGAGGGGGAAGUUGGGGUGAUUACUGGGUAUGCCAGAAUUUCUCAUCAAGUGUAUAACAAAGUUGAUGACUAUUACAAGUUCAGAGAUGCGAUUAACCAACUUAUGCAAAAUGGGUUCACGUGUGCUGAUCUUUCGGGUUGAAGAGGUUUGGUCUAACCUCCUUUGAAUGUUGAGAGGUGUCACUGUUGUCUUUCUGACGAAUAAAAGCUGCUUGCAAGCUUGACUAGUUGUGAUGGUUUCGGUACCACAGACUGCAGGUUUUGCUAAGAAGCUACAGUAAUUGCUCAUUUUAGCUUUGCUGUGAAAAAUUCCUUAGGAGUAGCUUCAAUGUCGAUAUCGAUGGAAAUAUCCUUGUGUAUAAUCAUGAUCCUGUGAAGAUUUAAGAAACUUCCUGAGUCUAUAUAAAACUUUUCCAUAAUCUUUAAGUUUGAUAUUUUAGGAUU